AUGGAAUAUCGUCGCAAAUUUCCACGUUCGGAUGAUAAUGACCGCGAUGACUGCCCUAUAUAUUCAAGAUUAUUUGUUCUUCGUGACCGCCCUGUUAAAGAAGAUCAAUUGAGAGAAAUAUUUUCAGAAUUUGGCCACAUAGAAGACAUACGUAUACCUCGUAAUCAUAAUACAGGAGAACUUAAGAGAGUUGCAUUCAUAAAGUUUUCCAAAACAUCAGAGGCUGCCAUUGCUUUGGAAGCUAUGAACGCAAAAAUGAUUCCUAACGCCAAUCGACCUCUUAAAAUAAAGGUAGCAGCAAACCGAUCAGAUAUUCAAACUGAUGAUAAUAGCACUGAUAAAUAUAAACGAUUAUUCUUACACAUUUCUAAAGAUGUAAAUGAAGAAGUAUUACAAGAAGAUUUUAAACAAUAUGGCCAAAUUGAAGAUAUAUUAAUUCAAAGAGAUAGAAAUACUGGUGAAUGUAAAGGCUUUGCCUAUAUUACAUAUCGAAAAUUCUCAGAAGCAGCCAUGGCUUUUGAGAAUUGUGAAAGAAAGUAUAGAGCAAUUUUUGCUCAACCCAAGGGAUUUAAUAAAAGAAUAGAAACUACCUUUGAGGCAAAUAUAAACCAUUUAGCUGUUUCUACAAAUCAAGGAACCUCUCUAAUGUCUAUGAUGAAUGUUAACCCUAAGGGUUAUACCAAAGUUAUGUUUAAAUGCAAUCCAUUUCUUACACAAAUGCAUGUAGAAUCAUUGUUUGAUAUAAUACCAGGGUUUGUGAAUUGUCAAUACUUUGUCGAUUUAAUGAGAAACUUUGGUAAAGGUGUGGCACAAUACUCUAACCCUAUUUCGGCAGCUUAUGCUGUGCAAAAACUUAAUGAAUUUGAAUAUCCACCUGGCUGUAAAAUUUUUGUAAGACCACAAACUUCAAACAAUGAUCCCGAAGAACGAAACAUGCCCAAUAUAUCCACAGCUGUCAGUAAUCUGAAAAAUGCCAUUGCAGCAACAAAUAACUCUUCUUCAACUGAUUUAGCACAAUUGGCUGAAGCUAUUGCGGAGGCCUCUAAAUUAGUCAAAAUGGCCACUGCUGGGGUCUCUGAUGACAAUAUACCAGAUAGCAAUGAUUUGAGUUAUUGUAGUGUUAGCUUACCUUCUCCCCAGCCUCUCGCGGACAUUGAUAGCCCGGUAGCUAAAAGAUGCUUUUUAGUUUGCAAGCCUCAACCUCCUCCGUUAACUGUAUUGAGAGAUAUUUUUUGUCGUUUUGGGAAUCUCAUCAAUGUGUACACUUUGCCCAGCAAAACGGUAGGAUAUGCUCGGUAUUCAGUCAGUGAAUCUGCUGAUGAGGCCAUUAAAACGUUGCACGGAGCAGAAAUAUGUGGGGUUCGUAUGAAAGUCCUUGAAGCGGAGGCCGAGGCACCCGCUAAGAGGAUGAAAAUGGACGAA
Messenger RNA from Brenthis ino (lesser marbled fritillary), 1422 nucleotides. NCBI's taxonomy places the organism in Eukaryota, Metazoa, Arthropoda, Insecta, Lepidoptera, Nymphalidae. The record is from the annotation of a GenBank genome assembly.